Messenger RNA from Rodentolepis nana, 1230 nucleotides. The record is from the annotation of a GenBank genome assembly. Lineage: Eukaryota; Metazoa; Platyhelminthes; Cestoda; Cyclophyllidea; Hymenolepididae.
AUGGGUACAAUGAGUGAUAACGUGCCUCAUGAUGAUAGCCAAGACUAUGAAUCAGAUUCAGAAAAUUCCGAAAUGUCACAAUUUGAUCCCUACGUUAAAUUUUACCAAUCUGUUCAAGAUGCAAGAGGAAGUCCCUUUGAGCUACCAAGUACUGUAUCUCUACUUGAAUGUCCCAACGGCACAAAAGUGUAUUUGAUAGGCACAGCACACUUUAGUAAAGAAAGUAUCGAAGAUGUAAAAUUUGUGAUUUCGAAAACUCUCCCGGAUGUGCUUGUCGUCGAGUUAUGUGAUGCAAGACGAAGCGCUGCAUUUAUGACCGAAGAACAAAUUGAAAGGUCUGUGAAAGAGAAUUCAUUGGCCACUAUGAUCAAAAGUAUGGGUGUAACUAAUGGAGUAGCUGAGUAUCUCCUACUUCGGGCCUCCAGUUACAUUAUGAAACAGGUUGGAAUGGCACCAGGUGGAGAAUUCCGGGCUGCAGUUCAAUGUGUUUUCCGCCAGCCUCAUUUUCAUUUACUCCUUGGUGAUCGACCAAUUCAUGCCACCUUACAAAGAACAUUGGACGCAUUGAGCAUUUGGAUGAAAAUCAAGUUUUUCUUCAGCCUACUCUUUGGAUUUUCUGAGAUUACUCCCGAGGAUAUUGAAGCCAUGAAGAAGGAGGAUUUGCUUGAGCAAUUACUCAAAUCCCUUACCAGUGAAUACCCAGAUUUGACUCGCACUUUACUUGAAGAACGUGAUCUCUACUUGGCUCGCAGCAUCUGGGAAGUUUGUGGCCUUUCUCCUUUGGAGGAAGAAGUCAAAGAGAAUUCUACUCAACUGACACAAGACAUGGCAGAAGUGGAAGAAGGUGAGAAGACGUCAGAAGUGCGUCAGAGAAAUAAAGCAGAGAAGAAUGGAGAGGUGGCGACAGGUAGUGAAGUAGAGAGGGAGGUCGCCCAAUCUAUGCAUGCCCGAAAGUACAUCCACUCAUCGGUGAUGAGAGAGAGGUGCUGUCCAAUGUGGCCACCUAUGAAUAUCCUGCCUCGUGUGGUUGUUGCCGUUGUUGGUAUGGGACAUGUGGCCGGUAUAAAGAAGGCCUGGUUGAAGGCUCCAGUAAAGCCAAAGACUCGUUCCUGGUUUCUCUUCCGAUGGACAACUCGAGGUCUUCUCCUUGGAUCUCUGAGUUUUGCAGCCUACUAUAUCGCCUACGGCACUUACAGGUUGAGUCGAUAUCUCGCUCUUGGCUCGUCGUAA